AUGGAAGGAAAAAAUUGCCUUAGCAAUUUCUUUGAGAAGGCUAAGCCUUACAUAGCUAUGAUUUCUUUGCAAUUUGGUUAUGCAGGAAUGAACAUUAUUACAAAAGUUUCCCUUAAUAGAGGCAUGAGUCAUUAUGUACUAGUGGUUUAUAGACAUGCCUUUGCCACUGCAGUUAUACCUUUGCUCUUGUACUUGAAAGGUAAAGUGAAUGCACUUAAGAACUCCGAAAGAAUCUACCUGACGUUGACAUGCCUUUGCCACUGCAGUUAUCCCUUUGCUCUUGUACUUGAAAGGCCUGUCAUUGAUCAAAACUUCUACUAUGCUGGACUUAAAUUUACUUCUCCAACUUUCUCAUGUGCCAUGAGUAACAUUCUUCCUGCAAUGACAUUUGUUAUGGCAGUCCUCUGCAGGAUGGAGAAGUUGGACAUGAAGAAAGUUAGAUGCCAAGCAAAGGUGGUGGGAACAAUAGUGACAGUGGGUGGAGCCAUGUUAAUGACAGUGUACAAAGGUCGGGUAAUCAACAUGGUUUGGUCCAAUUUUGUUCAUACUAGGACCUCCAACGUCCCUGAUACCAUUGAAGCCACUGACAAAGAUUGGGUUAAAGGAUCAAUUCUGCUUAUCAUUGCUACUCUUGCUUGGGCUUCUUUCUUCAUCCUUCAGGCUCACACACUGAAAAAAUACACAGCCCACCUUUCCCUCACAGCCCUUGUGUGCUUCAUGGGAACACUUCAAUCUAUAGCUAUCACCUUUGUGAUGGAGCACAAAUCAUCUGCUUGGGCCAUUGGGUGGGACAUGAACCUCCUAGCUGCUGCCUAUGCUGGUAUUGUUUCAUCGAGUAUUGCAUACUAUGUCCAAGGUCUUGUGAUGAAGAAAAGAGGGCCUGUCUUUGUGACUGCUUUCAGUCCAUUAAUGAUGAUUGUAGUGGCCAUCAUGGGCUCUUUCAUCCUCGCUGAAAAGAUAUAUGUUGGAGGUGUUCUUGGUGCCGUGUUGAUUGUGAUUGGACUUUACUCAGUUUUGUGGGGUAAAUACAAGGAAUAUAAAGAAAAGGAGGCUCGUGAGGAAAUUCCUGAACCAGUAAAAUUAGGAAUCACAGGAAACAACCAUACAAUGAUGAUAGUAGAUAUUGAAGCAAACAUAGAAAUGCGCAGACUUGAAACUAAGAAAGUACUGUCUUUUCCAGCGAUAGCAAUUAGUGCUCCAAUGCCACAGCCUCCCAUGAUAGCCAUGGAAACUCCAAAACCUUAA
This is a messenger RNA of Fraxinus pennsylvanica, 1245 nucleotides long. The record is from the annotation of a GenBank genome assembly. Lineage: Eukaryota; Viridiplantae; Streptophyta; Magnoliopsida; Lamiales; Oleaceae.